Messenger RNA from Cladocopium goreaui, 1074 nucleotides. The record is from the annotation of a GenBank genome assembly. Lineage: Eukaryota; Dinophyceae; Suessiales; Symbiodiniaceae.
AUGUAUGCAUUGUGCAUUUCAUUCCCCACCCAUCCCUACUUUGUAGAACCUCAUCAUCUUGUCCUGCUUCAGGAGUUCGCUUUUUGCAUCCUCUUGAUCCUUUGGAGCGGCUUCGAUCUGCGCCAGGAGUUCAGCUACAUCGAAUACUUCGCAGGGAUGGGAAACCUCACUAGAUGCAUGAAGUCGGCGCAGUAUCGAUCUAUCAGGCUUGAUAUCAAAGACCACAGCCCUGAAACGAAGAAGAACAACUAUAUGGAUUUAGCAUCAGCUGCAGGGAUGGCGUUAGCUGUGAUCGUAUUGCUGAAGGGUCUCCAUGAUGACUUUGCCUCGCAUUAUGGAAUGAAAUGCUCUUCCCUAUGCAAAGUCAAUGUUGUAACCAGUAUGAGGUCAGCCUGUUCCUCUCUUGGCUACACUGGCCAUCCCUCAGUCAUGUUGACCAACAAGCUUCUGGAGAGGAUGUGCGCAUUGGUUCUCCUGACGACGUGUUUGGGAGGGGCUUGGACUGUAGAACAGCCAGGCGGCUCCUUAAUGGAAUUUUUUCCAACAUGGAGAUUUGUUGUGCAGAAUCUAUUCCGUGUUGGUGGACCUGCGGCAGUGUCGACUGUAAAGUGGUGGAUGCAACAUUACAAAGCGCCAACAGCAAAACGCCAUUAUGGCUAUGCUAAUAGUCCUGUUGUACGACGACUAGAUCGAGGAACUUUGCAACGGACCAAACAUGGAAGUGACCAGCAGAAAAUUCAAACCUGCGAGAAAUACUAUGAUGGUUCCGGGAAGUUGCGCUAUAAGGGGACCCGUCACCUGAAGGGUACUGAGAUCUACCCAAUGGCCUUUGCUAGGGCAAUGGUGGACAUGGUCGAAGACCUGAAGGCAGGUGCGAAAGGGAAGCCAGAACUACCAGCUCAGGGCGCCCCUCCGGCUUUAUACACCAUGACGCAACUUGAAUGGAACACACCAGAAGACUUGUGGACCUUCGCUGAUUUUGAUCAGCUUUUCACCUACUUACGGGGUUCGAAACGCCUUCGAAUUCCUUUGGAGUGGCGAAAUGUCAUUCCAUCGAAGUUGAAGACAGGAUGA